CCCGCGCUCGGCCCCGCGGAGGAGCGGCCAUGCCGCCGCGGCGCAGCAUCGUGGAGGUGAAGGUGCUGGACGUGCAGAAGCGGCGGGUGCCCAACAAGCAUUAUGUCUACAUCAUCCGAGUCACGUGGUCCAGCGGCGCCACCGAGGCCAUUUACCGGCGCUACAGCAAGUUCUUUGACCUCCAGAUGCAGAUGUUGGACAAAUUUCCCAUGGAGGGAGGACAGAAGGACCCCAAACAGCGGAUCAUUCCCUUUCUGCCAGGCAAAAUUCUCUUCCGAAGAAGUCAUAUUCGGGAUGUGGCUGUCAAACGACUGAUACCAAUUGAUGAAUACUGUAAGGCCCUGAUCCAGCUGCCGCCCUAUAUCUCUCAGUGUGAUGAGGUGCUGCAGUUCUUUGAGACCAGACCUGAGGACCUGAAUCCCCCCAAAGAGGACCAUGUUGGGAAAAAGAAAUCUGGAGGUGACUUGACCUCAGUGGACCCCAUGGUCCUGGAGCAGUAUGUGGUGGUGGCAGACUACCAGAAGCAAGAGAGCUCGGAGAUUAGCCUCAGUGUGGGGCAAGUAGUGGACAUCAUCGAGAAGAACGAGUCAGGUUGGUGGUUCGUUAGCACCGCCGAAGAGCAAGGCUGGGUCCCUGCCACCUGCCUAGAAGGGCAGGAUGGUGUGCAAGAUGAGUUUUCCCUACAGCCUGAAGAAGAGGAGAAGUACACAGUAAUCUACCCUUAUACGGCUCGUGACCAGGAUGAAAUCAACCUGGAGAGAGGGGCCAUGGUGGAGGUCAUCCAGAAAAACCUGGAAGGCUGGUGGAAAAUCAGAUACCAGGGCAAAGAGGGCUGGGCCCCAGCCUCCUACUUAAAGAAGAGCAGUGGGGAGCCCUUACCCCCCAAGCUGGGCCCUGGCUCACCCACCCACUCAGGCGUCCUUGACCUGGAUGGAGUUUCCCGCCAGCAGAACUCGGUGGGCAGGGAGAAGGAGCUGCUGAACAACCAGCGGGACAGCCGUUUUGAAGGCCGCCCACUGCCCGAUGGUGACAUCAAGCAGAGAUCACCCAAGAUGAGACAGAGACCCCCGCCUCGCCGCGAUAUGACAAUACCUCGAGGUCUCAACCUGCCCAAGCCACCCAUCCCACCCCAAGUGGAGGAGGAAUAUUACACCAUUGCUGAGUUCCAGACCACCAUCCCUGAUGGCAUCAGCUUCCAGGCCGGCCUAAAGGUUGAGGUAAUCGAGAAGAACUUGAGUGGCUGGUGGUACAUUCAGAUUGAAGAUAAGGAAGGAUGGGCCCCAGCAACUUUCAUUGACAAAUAUAAGAAGACCAGCAAUGCCUCAAGACCCAACUUUCUGGCUCCGUUGCCCAAUGAGGUGACCCAGCUCCGGCUGGGGGAUGCAGCAGCAAUAGACAACACAGGCAGUGAAGCCAUGGGCCCCUCCCGGCCCCUGCCUGAUGCUCCCCAUGGUGCUGUGGACCCUGGGAUAUCAUGGUCCAAAGACUGGAAGGGUGGGAAGGAGAGCCUAAGGAAGGUGUCUUUGGACAUGUCCUCGUGUGCAGGGUAUGAGGAGAUCUCAGACCCGGACCUGGAGGAGAAACCCAGCCUCCCUCCCCGGAAAGAAUCCAUCAUCAAGUCAGAGGGGGAGCUGCAGGAGCGGGAACGGCAGAGGAUGGAGCAGCUCAGGGGCUCUUCGCCUAAGCCUCCUGGCAUGAUUUUGCCAAUGAUUCCAGCUAAACACAUCCCCCUCUCACGGGACAGCAGGAGACCAGAGCCCAAACCUGAUAAAAGCAAGUUGUUCCAGCUAAAAAAUGAGAUGGGGCUGGAGUGUGGCCACAAAGUAUUGGUCAAAGAAGUGAAGAAGCCCAACCUCCGGCCUAUCUCCAAAUGCAAAGCUGACCCCCCAGAGGAGAAGCCAGAAGCCAUUACACAGAAUCCCUUCUUGAAAUCCAAACCUCAGGUUAGGCCCAAGCCAGCUCCUUCCCCCAGGACAGAGCCACCUCAGGGUGAAGACCAAGUGGACAUCUGUAACCUCAGGAGCAAGCUCAGGCCUGCCAGGUCCCAAGAGAAACCCUUCUUGGAUGGGGAGAGCAGCCACCAGGCUGUUGGGGGCCAAGAUGUGGCCUUCGGCCGCAACCUCCUCCUUGCAGAGGGACCUGGCCGUGCCCAGGACCGGACAGGCAAGCAGGAUGGGCUUGGCUCAAGGGAGGUGGCCUGCAGAGCCCCACCCAGGCCAGCCAAGACUGCAGACCUCGUGCCUAAGAAUGCUCCCAGUCCUCUCCAAGAGGCUCUCCAGCAGCGGCCUGUGGUCCCACCCCGGAGGCCACCACCCCCCAAGAAAACCUCAUCAUCCAGGCCGCUUCCAGACGUCAGAGGGCCCCUCCCAGAUGUCAGAGGGCCCCUCCCAGAUGUCAGAGGGCCUCAGCGUGAGGCCCAUGAAGGCAAGGCAGCUCCUGCCCCAGGCCGGGCACUGCUCAUCCCUCCAAAAGCCAAACCUUUUCUCUCCAACUCUUCUGGGGGCCAAGAUGACAUGCGAGGCAGAGGUGGGCCAGGGCCACGUGGGACAAGCAAGAUGGGGGAAAACCGGGAAAAAGUGAUGACCGCGGCCCCUUUCCCCCAGAUCGAUGGCCCAAAGGACUCUUUGUAUGUGGCAGUGGCCAACUUUGAAGGAGAUGAAGAUACCAGUAGCUUCCAGGAGGGGACAGUGUUUGAGGUCCGGGAAAAGAACAGCAGCGGCUGGUGGUUCUGCCAGGUCCUGAGCGGGGCACCCUCCUGGGAAGGGUGGAUUCCUUCCAACUAUCUCAGAAAGAAGCCGUAGCCUCCUCCCUCCUGCCUGGAGGUCCCACUCGCCCCUGCUGGCUUUACCCCUAUAUUUAAUAUGCCUCUUAAUUUAUCAUUCUCCACACAGCUCCAAAGGAAGGAAGACUCUGGAGCACUGUGGUUUCUUCCCUCCUGGGGGUGGAGAGUGAUCCCCCAUCACAUCAUCCUCUGGAGGCUCAGAGGCCACACCCUUGUCUCUCUCCACAUCAGCAUCGCUGCCUUAAGGCCGAUGGCAUUGCCACCAGUGUCCCUGCCCUCCUAGCAGUGGGACCCUGAUGCUCCAGAUUCUCUAGGACAGGAGCCACCAUCUGGGCAAACUACAGGAGAGGUCUCUGAUUGUUUGGACCAGGCAUAAGAGGAGCAACUCUCCUUGCUACCCGACCCAGUCCACGAUGGCCUGCUCCACUUGCCCAUGUCUCUUAGAGCUCAGUGACUUUAUUCACUCAGUAUCCAAAAUGCCUGGUACUAGAGAGAACAUCCUGUAGAAGCCGGCUCCCUUGCCAAUCCAGGGAGGUGUCCUCUUUCUGAGGCCUCAGGUUCACAGGCCUCUCAGGGUCGACCAGAUGCAGCUGCCCCGGGAGUUGGGCAUGGAGGGCCACUGGGCCAUCGGCCUCCCAGCUGGUGUCUUGGGACCCUGAUCGGUCCUACAAGCUUGAGUCACUUUCCUCUGCAGGCUCCUGUCCAUCCAGGACUUUGAAAUAAGAACCCAUGCCCCUUCUUGGGGUAUUUCACUUUUGUCUACCUAGAGCAAGAAUCUUGAAGUUGGCUUAAAUAAGGGGGCCUCGCACAGCCUACUCUUGCCUUGUGAGAUUCCCCUUGCUGAGUAGCUAGUAGGUGCCAAUUGCUGUCCUUGGCCUUUACACAACCCUUUCGUAAUAUACCCAUUUUAUUGAUGCAGAAACUUGGGGUCAGUGUGCCCAGGGCAUGCUAGCUAAGAAGAGGAGGAAAGAGGUUUUGACAUCAAUGCUUGUGCCCUUCCUCCUGGAAGAGGCGAACCAGGGAGAGAAAACUGAGAAGCUGGGUAUGAGAGCAGGUGGCUACGUGGCUUCCUUGUGAUUCAGGUGAGUGGCAUUUGUGGCUACUCCCACAACCACCACCUCUCCCACCCGCUGCUGCAUAGACAGAAAGCUGCCCUGGACCCUGGUGGUUGGUGCAGAGCCCUAUUCCCUACUCCUGAGCUGGUGCUCCCCCUAGGGGGUGGUUCACAGAGCAAAAAGAGACAAGAUGGCCUCACGUGCCAGCCUCAAGGGGCUCUGGUGGCUCAAGCAGCUGCGUCUCCAAGCUGGGCACAGCAAUCCGUAGCCCCAAAAGGAGGUAGGGACCCAGGGCCAGACACAAACCUGUCCCUCUGCACAGCGGCAUCCUGCUCCAUGGCACCUGUAGAGUAGCUUUCUUUUCUUUUUUUUUUUUUCCUCAUGUACUCUCCCUCUCUGUUAUGCCACUAGGAGGAAGCCAGGGUAGCCCUUCCACCCAUUUUGCAGAUGUGGUUUGCUGAGGUAUGCAGGCUGCUUUUGCUUUGGGAACCCACCAGGUGCCCCUUGUCGCCCAACUUGCCGAGGCCCUUUGCAGGAGCCUUGGAGGGAGAAGACAGCCAGGCUGGGGGAGAGCCCUCUAACACACUUCUCUGAGUUUUUAAUCCACUUUGGUUUAAAUAGACUUUGUGAAGCUAUGCCACAGGAAUUGCUAUAUUUCAAAACGUAAAAUUCUUACUUUUUUUCUGAUUCCUUUCUGCAUUCGUUGACCUUUUCAUUGUGAGCACCUACUAGGUGCUAGGUGCUAGGUAGUCCAAGGUGCAUGGGACUCCAUGCCUGGCUGUGGAGAACUGUGAGUUUUAUUUGCUGAUUCCACUGAAUGGGCUUGUCUCUGGCCUCAUUCCCUCUUCCUGGGCAAUGACUGAGUGGGAAUGAACUGUUUCCACCUCUCUCUGGACAGAAAGUUUUCCUGCAAAGGAAAGAACUGCCUUUUUAGUAGUAGUAGCAGUAGUAGUAGCAGCAGUAGCAGCAGCAGCAGCAGCAGCAGCAGCAGUAGUAGUAGUAGUAGUCCUUGUCAUAUUCUGAUGUGAACUGAAGGUACUGAGGCCACAUCCCUCCCUGUUCACUGUCUUUCCUCAGGGCACUCUGGCUUUGAGGACACCUCUCCAGCUCCUACCACAGUGGUGGGCACAUCCCUGGGCAGCUGGAAGGUCUUGAUGGCCAGUGGCCCUCCCCAGCCGUCUUUGCCUGGGCACUCAGGUUCACGGCAUCUGGGACCGUGGCCACUAUUCUGUGAGAAUCUGACAGAACAUAUUGCAAAACCCUUGGAGUUUCAGCCAUGGGAAAUGUCCCAGGCCAAUGUUAGAACUCCCUGCCAGGCUCCAGGAAGGUCAGCGGUGCCUGGAUACACCCCCUCCUUUAUAUAUCUGUAUCCUCACAAUGCUGUGAGGUGCAGAGGACCAGCCCCGAUCUGUGGUGAGAAAAUUGAGGGGGGAUGAAGUUACAUGCCCCCUUUGUCUAAAUAGUGACUGAGCUGAGAUUGGAAUCAGGUUUUUUCUCCCCAAUACCCUUGACUUUGCCUCUGCCAUCAGCAGUGAGAUGACCAUGCAGCUUCCAAGGAGGCAGCUAACCUCUCUGAAUUUAGGUUUCAGCUCCCCUCCCCCUCCACCCCAGGAUCGUGCAUGUCGGUGGGUCAUAGGCCACAUGCCAACCCUAAAGGCAGGCAAAGGUAGAAUUUUUUUUCCCCCUUUCCUCAGCCCUGCUUCCUUGUGAUGACUCUAAUAUCCUGGGACAAAACUACAGCAUGUGCCAUUGUGUCAUUGGAAAAUCCAAGUUUUAGGAGCACCACUUGAUAAAAAAAAAAAAAAAAAAAAAAAGGCCUUUGCUCAGAUUGUUCAAUUCAGUAUCUCCUUGCCAUUUGGGUCUAUGUCCUUGUCCCAGGCUGAGACUUGUGGAGAGCUGGGCACUAGCUCCAGCCAUUUUUAAAGUCCUGACCCACUGAAAGUUGCUGAAACCACAACAGACUUCCAGAGCCCCUCGGUGUCAUCCAUCUCUUUGGCAGUUUUGGCCUUAAAUCACUUUUGAACCCACUGGGGAUUUCUUUGGGUUUAACAUAGCAACACAAACCUGCCGCCUUGGAGAGCAGGUGCUGAAUCUCCCCAAGUCUUGGCAGGACAAUAGAAUGAGGUGUGGACAGUCAAAUAUUUAUUGAGCCUGCAGCAAGUACCCAGCACUGAGUGGGGGAAAGAAGAAAUUGCUCCCGCCCUCAAAAUAAUUGCCAGCAGACAUGGUUGAGAACAAGAACAUAAUUGGCAUGUCCUCUCUCCUUUCGUUGUGGCCUCGCCUCUUAAGUGAUGGAUCAGGCUGCCUCUGGAAGGUCUUGCUCCUUGCUUGGCUAUCCAGGCACAUCCUUCAGCGCUUUCACUGCAAACAGCCAUACCAGACCAUAGACCAAAGAUUACCUAAUGUCAAAGCGUGUGGCCUGUUUGAAUGGGAAAUUGACUGCAUUGACACCUGAGAGUGUGGGAUGCCCUCCCUCACCAUGUAGGCUUGCUCCUAACUCGGCUGAGGUUCUAAUGUCUAGACAGACCAUAGCCCUGAGGGUCCCCAGCAGAGUGGUGGAACCACGGGGUUCAAACCAGGAGGUGCCAUAGUCUUCACCUUCUGAGGACCCCACAGAUUUGACGUCCAGCUCCAUGAGGUAAUGACUGGUUUCUGGGGCUACCCUGCCAAGUUGUGGAGCCUCUCAUCUUACUAAGCAUUCCACGUUCCUCUCCAUUUUAUUAUCUAUCCCAUAGCUCCAGUCAGGACAAGGGGUCCAACCUCUGUUGUCCUUGAAGAGGCCAAACCCAGUGUCACAGCCAGUAGCCUUCACAUUGAGGUCUAUAAACGGACGGAAGGCACUGCCCCAGCAGGCUUGUUACAGCAAUAAGCAAUCCUAACACAGCUAAGGUGUCCACAGUGUAUCCCAGUGUCCUCCUGUCAAUGCCUUGGUGCCAUGUAAUUGAUGGCUGUGCCCCUUUCCCUCUUACAGGGGUGAUGAUAAACUAUGGCCACCUUAGCUACAACUCAUUCCCUGCUUCAGGGAGCCACCAAGUUAACUAGUCCAUUUGCAUCCCUCCAGGAACAGUGGACACUGACAGCAUUGCCCCACCUCAUUUCUGCUGUUGGAUGACCUACAUGUCCCUGGAUUUCUCAUCACUGUUCAUACCCUCAUGGCAAACUGACACAUUCUGGUGGUGGUGUUUGUUUCCUUUUAAUAUGAAAAAAUACAUGAGGAUAUAUAAUGUGAGGGGGGGUGAUGGACAAUUAGCUGUAGCACGUAUCGACUAUAUACCGUUAGAAUUUUUCUUUUUUUUUUUUUAAUAAAAAAUGCUUGACUGGUUUCAAGCUUCAUGGUGAAAUGCAGUCUUGUUGAAUCUUAUUUGACUGAAGAAAGGGUGCGUAGCUUUGUGCCUCUUGAGAGGGAGAUUGGGGAUCAAAGAACAGGAAAGCCUGUGUGAGCUAUGUUUGGGAAUUACCCAGAAAUAGGGGUGACUCCACUACCAGGGCCUCACGUAGCUUGUUUCUU
Talpa occidentalis (Iberian mole) is the source of this 7345-nucleotide messenger RNA. It is a transcript of the gene SH3PXD2B, whose product is annotated as SH3 and PX domains 2B. Gene Ontology annotation, biological process: superoxide anion generation. Lineage: Eukaryota; Metazoa; Chordata; Mammalia; Eulipotyphla; Talpidae. The record is from RefSeq and is a predicted model, not a curated record. The coding region runs from base 30 to 2801 and encodes 923 amino acids. Gene Ontology annotation, molecular function: phosphatidylinositol binding; protein binding; superoxide-generating NADPH oxidase activator activity. The transcript has 13 exons.